UCUUAACCAUUGCUUGCCAAAUGUCACUAAGUUCAUUCUUCUGAGGAUCUUAAUUACUUUUCUUUGAUUAAUUCGCUAAAACAUCGAGAUAACUGGUUUAUUAGAACGUCUUGAGCACUUCUGCAAACCCGCCACCUGCGAAAGAAACCGAAGUCAUACUCGAAAGUUACCCUUAAAAAACAACAUGCUUCUUGCUUUUGGUUUAGUCUUGUUCUUACUGUGUUUCUGUGACGGUAAACGUCGUCCUGCCCAGUUAAACGUUUUUCUCGACGCCAAAGAAGUAUCUCGUUUUCUCUACGAUAUCGAUAGCGCACUGUACUUGGUUCGAAACAGUAAAGUUGCACCGAUGCUCAAGAAACCCAUAAGCAAUCUAGUCCCUCCAAUCAGUCCAUCCAUCAAAGAUCUUAAGUUCAAGUUUAACACUAGCGGAAGGGUUCGAUACUUACUGUCUUUUCGCUCAAGUAACACAACAGUCAUGAAUCAUCCUCGAGCAAGUAUUGCCGUUACAGGAUUCGUACCGCGCAGAACUAAAA
Messenger RNA from Actinia tenebrosa (Australian red waratah sea anemone), 533 nucleotides. RefSeq lists its product as uncharacterized. Gene Ontology annotation, molecular function: protein binding. The record is from RefSeq and is a predicted model, not a curated record. NCBI's taxonomy places the organism in Eukaryota, Metazoa, Cnidaria, Anthozoa, Actiniaria, Actiniidae.